AUGGCUGGUGGAUUGUUCAGCAUCGAUCGCAAUUUCUUCUCACGGUUGGGUGAAUACGAUCCGGGCAUGGAGGUAUGGGGUGGUGAGAACUUGGAAUUGUCUUUCAAGACUUGGAUGUGCGGCGGGACUCUGGAAACCGUUGUUUGCUCUCAUGUUGGUCACUUGUUUCGCGCACGUUCCCCGUACAAAUGGGUAUCCAAUUUCACGAAUCCUUUGCGCCGAAAUUCCGUUCGUUUGGCUGAGGUCUGGAUGGACGAAUAUAAAUCCUACUAUUACGAAUUGAUCAAUCACGACCUGGGUAACUAUGGUGAUCUUUCCGAACGAAAAGCUAUCCGCGAACGUCUUCGUUGUCAAAACUUCCAGUGGUAUUUGGAUACUGUUUAUCCGGAACUGUUUCUUCCAUCCAGAGCUUUGGCAUCGGGUGAUAUUGAAAGUUUCGUGGCUGAAGUGUGUUUGGAUGCUCCAACAGAUGCCAAAGACCAAAGCAAUGUGGUUCGAACACUCGGCUGCCAUCGAAAACGAGGAAAUCAGUUUUGGCUGAUGUCCCAAGCUGGUGAAAUCCGUCGUGAGGAUCGUUGCUUCGAUUCUGGUGUACGACCGAAAAGUCUCGGUUUGUUUGACUGUCAUGGGCAAGGAGGGAAUCAGCACUUUACCUAUGGUGAAGACAACACUAUACGGAAUGCCGAUAGUUGUGUGGAGUAUGACGAUCGAGACAAACCGGUAUUACUCAAACCUUGUGAUGGAUCAAUGCGACAAAAAUGGAAAUUCGCACGAAAACCAUAUACCCCUUCCGCCUUCUCUCGUUCCUGA
Messenger RNA from Echinostoma caproni, 810 nucleotides. The record is from the annotation of a GenBank genome assembly. Lineage: Eukaryota; Metazoa; Platyhelminthes; Trematoda; Plagiorchiida; Echinostomatidae.